Messenger RNA from Uranotaenia lowii, 5656 nucleotides. RefSeq names its product probable ribonuclease ZC3H12B (gene Regnase-1). The coding region runs from base 1900 to 4134 and encodes 744 amino acids. Gene Ontology annotation, molecular function: mRNA binding; RNA endonuclease activity. The transcript has 5 exons. Gene Ontology annotation, cellular component: cytoplasmic ribonucleoprotein granule; nucleus. NCBI's taxonomy places the organism in Eukaryota, Metazoa, Arthropoda, Insecta, Diptera, Culicidae. The record is from RefSeq and is a predicted model, not a curated record.
UGGAAAACAGUUGUGCUCCGCUGCUCAAGAAGUGUGUACCUAUACCUAGUGAUUCGAACCCGGACCGAUCCUCUGUUGUUUGUGAGCUCUUGUGGGACUGGUUCGAUUGAAACGAAAUUCGCGUGCGCGUAGACGUGAUUUUUUUUUCUUUCGAUCUUUGCUUUUUGGAGUUUGCCAUUCCAGCCAUCAGCCAGUAGUCUGCCGUUUUACCUCACUCGACUCGUUUGAGCUCUGUCGAGUUGCUCCGUGUGUUGUUGCUAUUGGGGGGAUUGAGUGGAAGUUUUUUUUUGUGCUAUUACCCCACGUUCGGUCGUGAAGCUCCGGUUCGUAAUCCAAUGCAGUCGAUCCCGGAUGUAGCUUGAUAGCUGAGGCUUAGUGUGGUGCAGAAAAUUUCAGAAAUUGGCUAAACAAAUUUGAAGGGUGCUGCCACGAAACGGGAAAGGAAUAGAGCGGAUGUAAUACCUACAAUAAGGCAUAGCGGAGUUCGGUAGGCUAGCGGGGAUUAGAGAAGUGCCCACUGAUUCAAUAUUGAGUUUAGUUGCACCGAAAGAGGAUGUUGAUUUUGUGCAGGUGAUAAUCGUUUCAUCUUGGGAGUGAAGAAGAAUUGCGGUAGAUGGGAUCGCUAACAACGAGUGAAGUGUAGUGUAAAUAUUUCAAACCCGUCCGUCGUCAUCCGUACUGAUUGAAUGCUUACACAAAUUGUGUGGCUAAGUGCAAACUACGUAGUAGAUACGUGGGUACGGAUCGCGGAGAGGAUUCAAAUCCCCGCGAUUGAGUAUGAUCCGUUGACGUCACGCGCGAAGUUGGUUGAUUGAAAUCUACAUUCGACUCUGAAGCAGCGUAAUCGCGUAACGAAAGUAAAACGAAGAGAAUCUAGCCGCCACCCGUUUGCUCCGUUUACUGAAUAUUAGCAAAUCAAAUCCGUCUGUAACGGUCGAUCGAAAAAUAAGAUCACAGAGCUCGAAGAAAAAGAAAUCAAUCGAAUCGUCAUCAAGCAACUAAAUAUACUACCUCUUUCAACUCCGGCGUCCUCAAACACUGCAAAGGUCCUCUCCAUUCAUCUCGCCACAUAGGUACGUAUGCCAUAUGGACGGCGACGCUUAGUCAGCAAGCAACCGCAAUCUGCCAAACAAAAAGCCAAACAACGGCUCAGUGAUCUAUUACAUGAGAGUUGGGCAGCGAGAGUUCAGUCUUCAGGCUUCAACCACCUCAUCACAACUCACGUACGAACGACUGCUUGCUUGCUUGCUCUGCUGAACUGACUGAGACUUCAAAGCAAAGCAGGUUCAACGGCUCCGGAUCUUGGUUUUGUGCUGUGGUGCCCCUCGCGGUUAUUUGCAGACCUGGGAAACCGGUUGAGAUUCUUCCCUCACUCUCCGUUCAUCAGCCAGCAGGCUCUUGGGUGACCUCUUAGUCGACGUCUUAGCCUAAAAAAAACUGUAGCAUAUCGAGUGAGGAGGGGGUUCAUGAUAUUUUGCGAACUUUUUCAUCUUCAUCCCGGGUGGCGUGAAUAGAGUCAAACUCCCCCGUGUCGGUCGGGACAGUAACGAACGACUCAUUCAUCCCCAGCCAGCAGAGGCCGAAAAGAGUGAAUGGGCUGACAAACGGACUGCGACUGAAGCGGAUCUUACCUGUGUGAAGCAUUCGGUGGAGAGCAAUCGGCAAUAAUAAUAACAAAAACAACAACAACAAGAGAGCCCCCGGGAGGAAAUUUCAACGACGACGGUUACGUUUAAGGCAAAUUGGAUUGAUUGGUAGCGCACCGAAAGUUCCUAUUUUACGGUCAAGUCAGAGUUUGGCGCUGAACGACGUUGAGACUGCAGCUCGAAGGAGAGGUUUAGGAGUAUUUUUUUUUGUUCAACAAGUACCCACGUGUUACCCAAGCGAACGCUAACCAAAAUGCUCAUCACUAGCAAUAAUUUCAAUCAGAAGCAAUACCUAGAUUCGUUAUGCGUAACAGAGGCCGAGGACUCCAGCUACGACAGUGACUGUGACGGUGAUGAUCUGUCCCAUGAGCAGGUAUCGCGCACAACCAGUGACACUUUGGGACAGGAAUUCGCGGAAUAUGUGAGCCAUACAUCACCAGAUCGAUCGCCGGGCUAUACCCAGCGGGUCGAAUUUGCCCUCAAGUUGGGCUACACAGAACGAUUGGUUCAGACGGCUCUGCAACGGUUAGGGCCCAAUCCUGCCCAAAACGAGCUGCUGGCCGAGUUGAUCAAGCUGGGGUCUCAGCCCGGUGCCAAAGGAUCCGGAGAGUUUACUGCGGAAGGUGGUUUCAGUGAUCCCCUGUUGCUUGCCUCUUCGGCAGAUUUUAGCACCCCUAGUUUAGUGGUUUCGGGAGUUAGUGGAGGAAAUAGUGGGGGACACAGUGAAGAAUCUCUUCGUCCAAUAGUGAUAGAUGGUAGCAAUGUGGCCAUGAGCCACGGAAAUAAGGAAGUGUUCUCCUGCCGUGGUAUUCGAUUGUGUGUGGAUUGGUUUAAAAACAGGGGUCACAAAGAUAUUACAGUUUUUGUGCCCAAGUGGCGGAAGGAAAGUGCCCGACCGGAUAAUCCGGUUAAGGAUGGUGAUAUUCUGAACGAGCUAGAGAAGGAACGUAUGCUGGUUUUUACUCCUUCACGAUUAGUUGGCGGCAAGCGGAUGGUGUGUUACGAUGAUCGAUAUAUUUUGAAGCUCGCUGCAGAGAACGAUGGCAUCGUGGUAUCUAACGAUAACUACCGAGAUCUGGUGCAGGAAAGCUCCGAAUUCAAAAAGGUCGUCGAAGAACGUGUACUUAUGUACUCCUUUGUGAACGAUCGCUUUAUGCCACCUGAUGACCCUCUUGGACGUUCUGGGCCCACAUUGGAUAACUUUUUGCGAGUACAGCCACGUAAAACAGACCCGCCCUUGCAGUGUCCUUACGGAAAGAAAUGUACCUAUGGCAAUAAGUGCAAAUUUUAUCACCCGGAACGGGGCAGCAUGCCACACAAAUCGGUGACUGAACGGCUGUCCGAGUAUGCUGCCCGGCAUCUACAGGCUCGGAGUAGUGUUGGAGCUGAAUCCGGAAGCAGUAGUAGUGGGGGUGGAGCCCGCACUGUGGUACAGGGGAAAUCACUCAGCGUACCACUUUCAAACAGUAGCAAUGAAACUAGUCCAACAAAUGACAAACGAAAGGCUCUUUGUCGCACACGAUCGAAUGUUCCCACAGAUAGUGGCAACAGUAGCAAUUCGAUGUUUGGAGUUAAUCUAGGAGAUCAACUGACUCAACAACCACAGUUACCACAAACUCUCCACCUGCAGCAACAUCCUUACUUACAGAACCCAAACCGAUCGAAUUGGGAUUUGUCCCCUCUGUCGCUACCGCACAAUUUAGUCGAUUCUCAAAUAUUCCCUAAAUCUCAUAGCAUAGAGAACAUUUCUAAGGAAACGUACAAUCAGUUACAUCAUUCGAAUAACUACGGUACAUCACUGUGGGCCCGACAACAAACACAGCCUCCAUCUCCGGGUCAACCAUCGCCGUCACAACAGCAAGUUCAGCCCCAACAACAGUCCAUCGAUUCGUCAGCAAGUGGUGUUGAUCCUAGUGUAAAUCUACACAGGAAAUUACACCGGCAGCUAACGCUUAACCCCGCAGGAUGCGAUCCACGAAUCUACCAGAUGCAGCGUAAUGUCACCCCAGGCUCGGUUUCUGGCGCCAACCAACAGGCACCACCACAACAUCAUUCGUCGGCACAGCUAUCACCACAUCGUCCAUUAGCCCCGUCGCUCAGUGGUGGCGCCAGACCUAACCCUGCAGCACAGUGGGAUCUGCACCAGAACGUAACACGCAUAUCAUCAGCUCCAGAUCCCUCACGGCCGUGGAACACUGGUCCUCCUCCAGCAUCCUCAUCGGAACCACAUAUAAACCUUUGGCCACCGCCCACGUUGGCGACAGGAUCGAAUUCGACCGGUAUUAUUGGUUCACAAGCACCACCUCCGUCGACCUCGUCUCAGGUAGCUGUCCAUCAACAGCUGCAAGAACAACGACGUCGACUGCACUACCAUCUUGCCAGUAUUUUCCCCGAAGAACAGGUCCAGGCGGUGAUGCAGAUGUAUCCCGAUGAAACGAAUCCACAGAAGAUAUGUGCUGCUAUUCUGACCAUGUUUCCGAAAAUGUAAGUUUAUCGUUUUCCUUACCGAGGAGCGAUAUGUAUGAAAUAAGAUGUACAUAUUGUUAACUGUUGAUCGAAGUGGAUUUUUCGUCCCAAACGAUCUAAAACAUCGUUUUUUUUCUGACAUGAGGAUUCUCCUAGAGGACUUCAGGAUUGAAAGCAAAAUAUCUGUUUCUGUACAUUAAAAUGAAAUACUCAGCCAGUGUUAUUAGAGAAAAACAAAACGAAAACAAACCACUCUAAAACUUUAGGUGCCAAAAGUUUAUUCCUCUUUUAUAAAAGCAGAUAAUUACUAAAAAAACACAACUUAACGUCGUUCAAAUUGUCGCUUCCAAUCGUUUAUAUAAAAAUUCGAAGUUUACAAAGUGUAACCUUGCACACAUCAAUCAUUCAACAUGUUCUAAUCUCAAAUUUUAAUCUAGCACAAUUUCUAUUCGCGGUAGCAUUUUUAUAUUUAGUCUUUGUUAUCGUUCUUUACUCUAUUAGAAUUACUAUUAUUACCUAUUUAACCAUUGACAAUUGUUAAUUCUGUUUUCUGUUAACUUUAUAUAUCACUAGAACUAUGCAAGCAAGCAAGCAAAAUAACAUUACAUGCACAAGCGCUGAGACAUCUUUUCUUUCUCUCAACCCAUUUUAAACUGAAAUCCGCAAAGUUUUCCAACAAAUGAAAAAAAAAAAAUAAUCAAACAGCUCAAUGAUUACCAACAAAAUAGUACACAUCCGACUUAAAUGCACUCAUUUCGAAAGGGUCUGUGUUACUCCGCGCAUUUUGUCGGAAAGACAAAAUCGUUCUCGGAAGUAGACAGCGGCCACCAGUUUUUAGCUGCUAGAUUAUCUAAAUAUGUAUAGUGUACGGUGAAUUAUCCCCUCAAACAUUUUAUGUCAGUCCCGAAAAAGAACAAGAAAUCCGUGUAACUUCAUAUUGAAGCACUUUUGUUGAUGUGUGUGGACCAUUGAUUAUUUGGUGUAGUACCUAAAUCUUGUGCAGCGCAUCCGGUUUCACAAACAUAUAGGAACCGGAACAAAAAUCCACACAAGCUGACAGAGGUUGUACGAACUAGCAAACGAAAAAUCUAUCGCAAACACAAGAAAAACAUCCAAAAGUUUCGUUCUGUUGAUAACUUUCAAUUCUUUAUCAUAUUAAUCGGUAGCACAGAGCACAGCAAUCAUCAAAAUUGAAGAAAAACCCUUUUGCAGGCAAUUUUAUUGAGGUAGUUAUUAAAAUCAUUAGCCUCGAAUGUUUUAAAUCACCAAAUGUUUUUUCUAACUCAUCAAAAAUCGAUUGUUUUGGAACUAAAAACUCAACUGAGGGUGUAAGAAAACCAUCCGCAUUUUAAUUGACAUCAUCGGAUGCAUACGACAGAUGGUAUUAGUGAAACAGUACAUAAACCUAAAGAGAAGUGAAUCAAGAACGUGUACUACACAUGCUAUGCAUAUAAAAAGUAAAGUGUAAAAAUCUUAUAACCAUUAUCCAGAUGAAGAAGAAAAUGAUGAAUCUGAAGCUAAUAUACAAGACCGUAUUUAAAGCA